Messenger RNA from Laccaria bicolor S238N-H82, 368 nucleotides. RefSeq lists its product as uncharacterized. NCBI's taxonomy places the organism in Eukaryota, Fungi, Basidiomycota, Agaricomycetes, Agaricales, Hydnangiaceae. The record is from RefSeq and is a predicted model, not a curated record. The annotation marks the transcript as partial. The transcript is spliced from 2 exons.
UACCCAAUGUGUGGCUUCGACCGAACAAUCAAAGACAACAGGCGGACGCUGCAAAGGCUCUAUUGACAGUUCCUGACGGAGAUCAUCUGACGUUGUUGAAUGUUUAUAACCAGUACAUGCAAAAUAUCCAUGACAAGAACUGGACAUGGACACACUACCUAUCCCAUCGUGCGCUGCAACAAGCAGACAAUGUUCGUGCGCAGCUACAGCGGACAAUGGAGCGCUUUGAUAUAGAUCUGCUGUCGAUGUCAGAUGAGAAGAAACUGUACACUAACAUUCGGAAAGCCUUGGUGUGCGGGUUCUUCAUGCAAGUUGCGCACAAAAAAGAAGGAGAGAAAGGGAAUUAUCUCACUGUGAAGGACAACCAG